GACUGCAUGUCCCACCAGUACCCAGGGAAGGAGGCGAAGGGGGACGCGGUUUGCUUCGUACCUGGCUCUCCUCUCUUCUCUGUCCUGAUGGAGCCGGCGCCUUUUUGCUACCCCCGGCUCACCUUCCUGCGCUCGCCCUACGGCCAGUUUGGGGACAGUGCUGGGGGCUCUUCCCAGGAUUUGGCCCAGUGGCCGCAGCGUUUGUCCCAGAGGUGGAGCAGGCCAGUGGAUGAGUCCCCACCAGCAGCGAUGUCAAGAAAUGGAUACUUCUUUGAAGAGAGUGGGUACCUCAAGUGCCACACCGACGAUGGCCCCGAGGCGAAGGAGGAGACGGCCAGCGAGGAGCUCUACGACACCGUGAACUCCACCAUCGUCUCCGCCGACAGCAUUCGCUUCUUUGUCAACGUCAACCUCGAGGGAGCUCCCCGGGCCACCGCUGAAAGUGAAAGUGCUGGCUGCGUGUUACUGCACACAUCAAGGAAGCUGCCCCUCAGCUUCCUCCUUCCACUCUUCAGCUUCGCUCCUGAUGCCCUCAACCUUCCUCACACCCCUUCCAUCCACCCUGUGAAAUCCUGUCUGGGUCAUUUGGCCCAGGAAUUGCCUCCUGGUUGCACUAUAAAGUCCCUUCAGCGACGUCACGUUUGCAUCAGCCGCCUGGAGAGGCCUCAGAAUUGGGGUGAAAACUCCUGUGAAGUGAGAUUUGUGAUACUGGUCCUGGCUCCUCCUAAAAUGAAAAGCACCAAAACNGCCACAGAAGUGGGCAGGACCUUUGCCACGAUGUUUUCCGACAUCACCUUUCGGCAGAAGCUCCUGGAGACCAAAACUGAGGAGGAGUUCAAGGAGGCCUUAGUCCACCAACGGCACUUGCUGACGGUGGUGAACCAGAGGCCCUCAGGGAGGAGCGAUGGGCACAAAUCACACGGUCAUAAACCACUCAAGCUGCACGAGUUUCUCAAUGUUGGCAAGGGGAUUUCUGAUGACAUUGCACGAAGGUUUCCAGUGUACGCGUUGGACUUCACCGAUGGUGUUAUUGGAAACAACAAAGCUAUAGGAAAAUACAUCACCACUAUGAUAUUUCUGUACUUUGCCUGCCUCCUUCCAUCCAUAGCCUUUGGGUCACUCAAUGAUGAAAAUACACGAGGAGCUAUCGAUGUGAGGAAGACAAUCGUGGGGCAGUGCAUUGGGGGGCUGCUCUACGCCCUCUUCUCGGGGCAACCUCUGGUUGUCCUCCUUACUACAGCUCCUUUAGCACUCUACAUCAAUGUCAUCCGAGGAAUCUGUGAUGACUACCACUUGGAUUUCAGUGCUUUCUAUGCCUGGAUUGGACUGUGGAACAGCUUCUUCCUUGUGAUGUACUCCCUCUUUAAUUUCAGCCUUCUGAUGAAGCUCUUUAAAAGGUCAACAGAAGAAAUAAUUGCACUUUUUAUAUCCAUCACAUUUGUGCUUGAUGCCAUCAAAGGCAUUACGAAAGUUUUUAAGAAAUAUUACUACUAUGGGAGCAAAGGAGACAAUUACUUGGGACAAGAAGGAGCUGAUGCUAUUUCAAGCCUCGGCAUCAAUACCACCUUCUUGAUGAAUUCAUCAGUGAGCAGAUCCAUGUCCCUAGAGAAUCAGACAUGCACUCAUGGUGUGCAUUAUGGACGUGAAACUGCCGUCCUUAGUCUCAUGUUGAUGUUGGGUACCCUUUGGCUUGGCCAUACGCUCUAUCAGUUUAAGAAAAGCCCCUAUUUGCACGCGAGAGUCCGUGAGAUCCUGUCCGACUGUGCCUUACCCAUUUCAGUCCUGACUUUCUCUGUUGUGGGUUCCUGCAUCUUCAAGGAAAUCGAAAUGUCCAGUUUUAAGUACGACACGGCUGACAGCUUGUUCGUGCUGGCCCCUGUGCAGUCCCUGUCCAUCGGGUCGGUGAUGAGCGCCAUGGGCCUGGGCUUCCUCCUGUCCAUGCUCUUCUUCAUCGAGCAGAACAUCGUCGCCUCGCUCACCAACGCCCCGGAGAACAGGCUGGUGAAGGGCACAGCUUAUCACUGGGACCUCCUGCUCGUCGCGCUGAUCAACACGGGGCUGUCCGUGUUCGGCCUGCCCUGGAUCCACGCGGCCUUCCCGCACUCCCCGAUGCACGUCCGGGCCCUGGCCUACGUGGAGGAGAGGGUGGAGAGCGGGCACAUCUAUGAGACGAUCGUGAGCGUGAAGGAGACCCGGCUGACGAGUCUGGUGGCAAAUUUCUUGGUUGGGCUGUCGCUGCUGCUCCUGCCUUUCCCCCUCCAGUGGAUCCCAAAGCCGGUCCUCUACGGCCUCUUCCUCUACAUUGCCUUGACCUCCAUUGAUGGGAACCAGCUCUUUGAGAGGGUGGCUCUGCUGCUCAAGGAACAGACCGCGUAUCCUCCAACCCAUUACAUCCGCAGAGUGCCCCAGAGGAAGAUCCACUAUUUCACUGGCCUGCAGGUCCUGCAGCUCCUCAUCCUCUGUGGGUUUGGGAUGUCACCGCUGCCCUACAUGAAGAUGAUCUUCCCACUCAUCAUGAUAGGGAUGAUCCCCAUCAGGUAUAACCUGCUCCCAAGGAUCAUUGAAGCCAAGUACUUGGAUGCUAUGGAUGCAGAGCACUAAAGGGGGGCCUCCCCCCAAAGGACAGCCCAUUUGGAGUGGGAACAGGCGGCUUUUCCGAGGCGCAGGACAAUCUAAUGCACUUCUUUCCUUCACCACUUUCUCUCUGCUCUAACGUGGCAGCACACACCUGUCAGAGACCAAGGGAAUGCUGGAGUGUCCCAAACCAGCCUUGGACUUGGGAGGACGAUGCUCUUUGGAGCUGUGAGGCGAGCAAGCUUUGUGGAAAAUGCUACUUCCCACAUCCCGAACCCGGGAACCCCAAAGAUCAGCAUGUCUGUACGGUUGGAGCAUGGAUUCAGAGUUGUUCCCUCUUUUCAGGGUGGGGGGAAUUCUCUCUUUGUGUUUUUAUGCACCACAUCCUAUUCUUCCCAAACACUAAGGACACCAACUGACCCUUCUUUUGCAGAAUGACAGCCUUGUCCUGGCCUUUGAGUUUGAUUUCCCGUGCAUCCAUAUUCCCAAAUGGGUUUUCAGGGUGGGAUGGCCUCGUGCUAAACCACUGAUGGCAAGAGAGGUUUCUGGCCACUCUUCCAGAUUAGUGGGUGUUUGGAAACAGCUGUAACAUGUAUUGAUACAAUCCCCAGCUUUGGAUGAAUAUUUAAUUCUUGCAAAAGAGCUUGGAAACAUCCAGAGGUUGAGCUCUCAUGGCGAUGCUGAUGAAACCACAGCUGGGUCUGAGCUAUUUGGGAAUUAUUUUGGAUUUUCUGCCAUUCCUUCUUGGUGAUCAAACCCAGAAUUGUAGUUUUGCACAACUGCAGCAUUUUUUUUUUCUUGCACCCAGAGUCAGAUCCUCAUCCCAGGGCAGUUGUGUUAUGGUUGCAUAUACAUAUGUACAGGAGUGCCUAUGUGUACAUAUAUACAUAUGGAUUUGUGUAUAUAUUUUGCAUAGAUAUACAGAUAGGCCUGAUUCUUUCCAAAUAUCCAAAGUGUUUUGUGCAGUCAGUGUUUCCCAUGAUUGCACUUGUUCUCUGCUUCAGUGCUGCUUUUUCUCAUUUUGAGAUAUGGUCACUUUUUUUUUUUUUUCCCUUUGGAAGCUGCUCAGUUACUGGUUUUGUUCAUGUGUUGCUUUAUUCAAGGUGUUCCUUUGCUUCCUUCGUCCUGUGGCUUGAGACCUUCAUCAUUCUGUCCUGAUGCUCCAACAUGUGAAUUUUGCCUUUAAUUUCCAUGUACAGAAUGCAAUGAAAAGUUUUCCUCUCUCGCCUAAUCAAUAUUUGUUGGUCAUUUCACUGUUUCUGUUUUGUAGCUGAUCUCCAGUUUCCCCCCCCUCACUCCCAGGUGUUAUAUUAUAUUUCUGGAUGAAUUGAACUUCUGCUGUCUUUUAUAAGUUCAGUUUAUUUAAUUUUGCUCGUAGUGUGGUCAGGUUUGGGUUUUUUUUUUUUUUUUUUUUUGGAGUACUGUGAAACAAGCUGCCCUUUGGUUCAGAGCUUUGCCCCUUGCUGCACAUCAGAGGUCACAGGUGGAGCGUUCAGAAAGUGGUGGGCCCUGAAAAUGACCUUUCAAAGCAGUAGAAAUGAGGGAGGGAGAGCAACAGAAGACGAAAUGCAAAUAUGUCAGCACAGAGAAGUGUUUUCUUACCAGUUGCUUGCCCGGUAAACGGUGCAGAGUUUUUAUCAGUGGGGGGGUUCCUCCCACCCCCCCCUCUGCACAAUGAGGGGGACCAGCCCUAUAAUGAGGGAGGGUGUAAAGCUGUGCUGAAACUAAGCCAGGCUCAAACCACUGAAGAUUUGGUGUGUUUGCACUAAAUUCAGAGGGUAUUUAACCUUUUUGUAGCACUCAAGCACGUGUGUUAAAAACCAAUUUUUUCGUUUCCUUACCAAACCCUUCAUCUUUUGUAUUGAUCCCUGAUGGAGGAGGGCAGUGCUGGGAGUGUUCCCAAGAGCAUGGCCAUGGUUUAUGUAUCCCUGAGGAAUCCCAGGGGAAGGCCCUGAGCUCAGCAAGCAAAGCAACACUGUGUGAUCCUAAAACCAUGACCUUCAUGUGGCACCAAUCUAAUCUCGUGGGGCUGCUGAGGAGUCCCAGGGUCAGGGUGGCCACCCCAGCGCAUCAAAGCAGGUUGUUUGGCUUUCAGUCCCCCUCAGAGGGAGCAGGAGGAGCUCAGGCUGUGUCUGAGCAGGGCCAGGACAGCAGGAAUUAAACCUGUGUGUGGUUUCUGACGCUUUUCUCGGUAUUUCCUGGCUUUUGAGUCACUUCUGGGCUGAGAUCACAGGUAGCUGUAACCAAGGCCUGUGUGUAGGAACAGGAUUGUGGAGGUGGUGAGAGUGUGUCUGAUCUCCAGUCAGCAGAAAAAGGGCAGGUGACAGCCAACAGCUCGGGACCUGUUGUGAGACAGGGAGUGCAAAGGCCUGAUGAGGCUGAAAUAACAUGUUUUUCCCACAGAUGUCAAAAGAUUUAACCAAAGCUGCAAUCAGAAGUGUCAUCCUGUGGUGGAGUAAAGCUGUAAAACACACGUGCCCCGGGGGUGAAUUUGUGGUGUCUCUGCUCUCCACAGGGAAAAGUCACCUUGUGGGGUGGUUUAAAUCCUGUUUUGGAUGCUGGAGCUGGAGGAAGGAGGGGAUGUGCCCAAGGGAAUGUGGCUUUGGUCCUCUUUGAGGAAGAGCAGAGGCUCUGGGCGGGAUUUCCACCAGCACAGAGCCACAGUGGGGUGAACUGGCCUGCAGGUCUUGCCAGAGGAAAUAGUUUUGAGAUGUACCCUCCACUCCUCACUUAAAGGACCAAAACCACCCCCGUUAAAGCCUCUUUGAAAGCACCAAUUUCAGAUGGGGUCAGAUGUUGCUGAGAUAACGUAAAAUGCAGGUAGCAGGGAGGGUUAAAUAUCCAUCACAACUCUUGUUUAUAUCCUUUAUUUUGUUUUACCAGUGUGACUUCAGUGUUUGUGUUUUCUUUGUAGCAUCAGUAGGAUUCUGUUUUGCAGGGGUUUCAUUCUACAGGGGCCCAAACAGGAAAAAAAAGAAAAAAAAAAUCAACUGAUGGGAAAUCAGCACAAUUUGGGGGGCAAAAAAGUUGUGCUGUCUUAGACUGGUUGAACAUUUGGACCCAUUUCUCCAAUAUAUGGGUAGAAGGGAGAUGUAUGGAGGCCUCUUGUCUCCUGAGGGUUUGUCAUGAUCCUGCAGAGGAUUAUUUUUAUUUUUCAUGCCUUUUCUCUUCUCGUUUGCUUCUGGUUUUGCUGACUCAAGUGCAGGCGUUUCCAGGAAGUGGGCUGACCAGGGAAGGAGGGUUUGUUCAGAGUUGAUUGAACACUUUAAUACUUCUGUGAAGGUUGAGACAAUUAGAAUGUAAAAGAAGAUUUAUUAUAAGCUCUUUAUAUACGCACAAUGCUCUGUGUAACUGUUGCCAAAGAACUGGGUUUGAGAGAUGAGCUACUGGGAGAGUCCACGGUGUUCACCUGGGACCACAAGGUAGGGAAAAGCUGCUGGAACGAGUGGACUUGUGGAAGUUACUUUUUGACAGCUGCCAAAAUGAUCAGAAACUGGGGAGAGAAUAAACUUCUGCUCUCAAACGUGUGGUUUUUGAUCCUUGCAUUGAAUGUAGGAGCGAGAAUGAGCUUGACAAUUAAAGUUGGAUUUAUACCUGAA
Molecule: messenger RNA, 6173 nt
Organism: Lepidothrix coronata (blue-crowned manakin)
Lineage: Eukaryota; Metazoa; Chordata; Aves; Passeriformes; Pipridae
Gene: SLC4A11
Product: solute carrier family 4 member 11
Exons: 19
Coding region: 7-2601 (864 amino acids)
Biological process (GO): transmembrane transport; monoatomic anion transport; monoatomic ion homeostasis
Cellular component (GO): basolateral plasma membrane; plasma membrane
Molecular function (GO): solute:inorganic anion antiporter activity
Source: RefSeq, a predicted model, not a curated record